AUGCGCUAUUCACCAACCCUCUUGUCAGGCCUGCUCAGCCUUGCGCCAAGCGCACUGGCCGUGACCAACAUCUGGCUGGCUGGAGACAGCACGAUGGCUCCAGGUGGCGGCGGUACUGGUACUGAAGGUUGGGGCCAGUAUCUCAAGUACUCGUUCGAAUCGUCCGAGUAUGUUGUGAACAACGAGGCAAUAGCAGGACGGUCAGCCCGUUCUUACUGGAGAGAGGGGCGCUUCCAGGCGAUAGCCGAUGAGCUCUCGUCAGGAGAUUGGGUUGUGAUCGAGCUUGGUCACAAUGACGGCGGCAGCCUUUCUGACGACGACGGCCUCACCGACUGCCCCGGCUCAGGAGCCCAAAUAUGCUAUUCGGAAUACGACGGCGUCAACGAGACCAUCUACACAUACCCAGCAUAUCUCGAGAUGGCUUCUAAGUUGUACCUCGCCAAGGGCGCAAAGGUGAUCAUCAGCUCUCCAACACCAGACAACCCAUGGGAGACGGGCACUUUCACCUGGGUUCCCAAUCGCUUUGAGUAUGCCACUCAAGUUCUGGGUGGGCCGUCUGCCGGCGUCUACUUUGUCUCUCACGGUGACUAUGCUGCCCAGCUCGAGAAGAACCUGGGCGCCACUGUUACUGAUGAGAAUUUCCCGCUCGACCACACCCAUACCGCGCCCUAUCUGGCCAAUCUCGUGGCUGGCGCCUUUGUACUGGGCCUCAAGUGUGGUACAAGUGCCCUAGGUGCGGCAGCGAUCAAUUCCACAGCCUCGCUAGAGGCAACGGACUUGGGAGAUUGUAUCUCGUGGAACAGCACCAUCUCGGCUCUGAUCUAA
Messenger RNA from Cryphonectria parasitica EP155, 825 nucleotides. Its product is annotated as family 12 carbohydrate esterase. Lineage: Eukaryota; Fungi; Ascomycota; Sordariomycetes; Diaporthales; Cryphonectriaceae. Gene Ontology annotation, molecular function: hydrolase activity. The transcript is spliced from 4 exons. The coding region runs from base 1 to 825 and encodes 274 amino acids. The record is from RefSeq and is a predicted model, not a curated record.